Drosophila willistoni is the source of this 12073-nucleotide messenger RNA. It is a transcript of the gene Vps13D, whose product is annotated as vacuolar protein sorting-associated protein 13D. Gene Ontology annotation, biological process: mitochondrion organization; protein retention in Golgi apparatus; protein targeting to vacuole. Gene Ontology annotation, cellular component: extrinsic component of membrane. The record is from RefSeq and is a predicted model, not a curated record. Gene Ontology annotation, molecular function: protein binding. Bases 135 to 12029 code for a protein of 3964 amino acids. The transcript has 19 exons. Lineage: Eukaryota; Metazoa; Arthropoda; Insecta; Diptera; Drosophilidae.
AUCAUCUGUUUGAUAUAAACAUAACAUCCAAGUUGAUGGAAAACUAGUUAGCAGUGGGGAAAUACACAACAGACACGAAUAUAUAACAGUGAGCAAAGAAAAAAGGUGUAACCCUUUCGGGGAAUAAUACAACCAUGCUUAGAGAUCUAAUAACAUGGGUGUUAAACACUUAUCUCGGAAAAUAUUUAGAAAAUUUAAACUCGGCGCAGUUAUCUGUUGCCCUGUUAUCGGGAGAAGUUGAACUCGAAAAUAUCCCAAUACGAAAGGAUGCCCUUAGAUCAUUUAAUUUGCCGGUAGAAGUGUCAUCGGGUAGCAUUCGUAAAAUCAAGCUGCACAUACCUGUUCGGCAAUUCAGAACAUCACCGUGGUGCAUUUCCAUUGAGGGAUUAUACUGUGUUGUUUGUCCCAAGGAUCUUGCCAAGUGGGACUAUGCCAAAGAGAAGCUUCAGGAUUUAGAAUAUAAGUUAUCUGUCUUGGACAAUGAUGAAGCCAAUUGGCGGUCCGAAAAGGGCAAAGAUAUGGAAUCAUAUUAUUUUUCCUCCUAUAAUGGCUGGCUAAAGUUCGGAACGAACAUGGCCACAAACAUAAUUGACAAUAUUGAACUCAAAAUAUUUGAUGUUCACUUUCGAUACGAAGAUAUUGCUGAUAUGGGCAAUAGCAAAGUUGCUACAGGCAUCAAAAUUGGCUCCCUAACAGCACAGAGUUGUGACCAAAACUGGACCACGGGAUCACAAAAGGUACCCAACAAUAAUGAAAUGCACUACAAAUUGAUUGAACUUAAGGAAUUAUCUGUGUACUGGGAUUGGCUGCAUGACGACAUCAAAUGCCAAUCCUUUUCUAACAUGGAGCUACUAAAUAAUAUGAAAACGACUUGCGAACAACGCCCUCAUAACUACCUUAUCAAGCCAAUUUGUGCGACAGCACGGUGGAAGCGGGACAAGAGUCAACAGGUUAUUCGAUCGAAAGAUAAGUCUCGAGUGUCGUGUGAACUGAUGGUUCCAGAAGUUAUAAUCGAUGUCUCAAAGGAUCAACAUGGAGAGAUACUGGAUAAACUUACAGGAAUUCGUCAAAUGAAGGAAUUAAGACAAUUUCGUUUGAAACGGCCACAAUCCAGUAUAUUGAACCAUCCGAGAAUGUGGUGGAAAUACAUUCUUGAUUGUCAUGGAUUCAAUUUUAAAACGAGUGAUGAGAAAUUUGUGAUACUAAACGAGAAUCUCCGUUACAUGAGACUAUGUCAAGCUGUCAUCCUAAAUCCAAAUGAGAAUUUGUCCAACGAGGAUAAGGAUUUUAAAGCCUAUUUCGAAAGCGAUAGAGACAUAUCAGAUUUAACUAUCCUGCGAAGGAUAUGUCUGGAGAAAGUCUUCACAAUGGGGCUAUCAUUCAAAUCACAGAAUGUGAGUGGAAAACAUAUGCUAUUCCAUUGGUUUCCCAAUUGGAUGGGCUGGUAUAGUACCAAUUCAACUGCAGUCAACUUGGAGCAAGAUGAAUCGAUCAAGAACUUGGAAAAUGACAUUUUAGUUGCACUCGAGGACUCGCUGCAAAGUUCAUCUGAAUUAAAGUGUGAUGCCAUUUUUGGAUAUUUUAAAAUCAAUUUGCUUAAAGGCGUGCUUAUUCUACACUCAGAAGAUUUCAAUAAUGUUGACAACAAUAAACAAUCAAUUGAAAUGCAAUUUAAUAAUUUGUCGGCGUUUCUGCAAAUAAGUCCGGUAAUUACAUCAUAUUCCUUUGGCGUAUCAUUGGGAGAGGUAUAUCUGCUGGAUAAAACAAAUAUGGAAACAAAGCAUCCGUAUUUAAUAAAGCCGCAAACGGAGAGUUUAUCAUUGCUAAACCAAAGUGCAAAUACACUGGAGACAAAUGCAUUUUUUCAACUUCGUUAUGAAAAUGAGAAUCAGCUACAAUAUCGUCUAAAUAUUAAAUCAAAAAGUUUGGAUCUUACAUAUAAUAAAGAUGCUAUCGAAUGGCUUCUACGAUUUCUUACGAAUGCAAAUAAAAAUGAAAAUUCCCUAACAAAUGGACAUGUAAAUAAACGAACACCAAAUAUAAUAAAGAACUGGAAUCAGCUAUUCGUUGGAACCGAGGUAAAUCGCAAGAUUUGGACAUUUGAAAUAGAAAUUUUCGCACCACGCAUAAUAUUCUUGGAGAAUUACAAAAUGAGCAAUUCUCUGAUGGUUCUAAUGGAUUUUGGAAAAUUCGAUAUGAGAAAAGUUGGUUUCAAAAAGAAUGUCGCAACAAUUAAUUCGACAAUACAAGAUCAGGAUCCAGCAACAGCAACUGAACCAAUAUCUGAUAAUCUAAGUGAUGACGAUGAAGCCUAUAUGACACCAUGUUCUACUCCUCCAGCUUCAGAGAAAAGUGGCUCCGAUUCUCCAACUUAUCAUGAAAAUUCAAUAAUGGAAAAUUCUGUAAAUAAGAGCGCACAGCUCGCAUGCGUUUUGCAUAGUAAAAUUUAUGAUAAAUAUUUAAUAAAUUUUACAAAUUUGCAAGUUCUUGUUUGCAAAUAUGACGAAAGUUGGCAAGCCUGCUUGAAAACCUCAUCAAGUUUCCAUUUGAUUGAUAAAUUCAAUAUCACUUUGACGCUCGAACAGCGAAAUAUAUUUACAUCGGAUCCAGAGUAUCCAUCUUUAAUGUUAUUUGGCUCAUGCCCCACAAUUCUGAUACACGGCAAUGAGGAGAAUAUUAAUAAUUUCUUCAACAUUAUGCAUCCUAUAACGAAUGAUCAAUAUUUUAAUAAAAUGAACACUUCUGGUGUCUAUUCACUUAAUGCAAGUGAACGCCUUCAAAACUAUGAAACGGAGACUGGAACGAGUCGAAUAGUAACAGAAUUUGCAAUUGGCCAAUUAAUAAUCGAACUGCAAUCGAUGGAAAGAAGUAUUGCUGAAUUGCAAAUCAUUGGAGUGAGAGCGGGCUUAAUAAAAGAAUCGAAUGUCACAAACAUCACCAUGGCAGUUCAUGGAUUACUUCUGGUGGAUGCAAUACAAUCAUUUGGUCCCGAUUUUGAGUUACUUGCCGCCAGUCAUCGACAAGUUGGAAUGGAUAGCUUUUCGGGUAGCCUUAAACACAGCACAAUUUGCUCACCUGUUACACCUGGAUCACCAGAGCCAUUAGAAUGUCAGAGGCCAAGUAGUCCUCAAACCCUUAAAAAGGCAAUUCAAAAUAUACAACAAGACUCUAAACCCGCAGAAAACUGCGCCGAGUCGGAACUAAAUGCGCUGAUAUCAGUUGAUAUUAAAAUUGUUGCACCAGAUGCGCGUAGAUCAGCUUAUCUCAACACUAUUAAAAUUGCCUUCAAUAGCUUGGAUAUUAUUGCUAAUCAGGAUACGAUUAUUGAGAUUUUGAACUUUGCGAAAAGAACCAUUUUGAAUCAAAAGAUAUUUCAGGCUGGUGAUGGUAACAAAAAGCGUAAGGAAUCCUCAAAUUAUGAACUAAAGGAAUUCGAAAAUUCUACGAGCGGAAACCAAAACGAAAUAUGUUUUGAUUUUUUUCGAUUAAAUGUUCUACUAUUGUAUACGAUAAAAAGGGAUCACUAUAAUAUUGCACGAAAAGUUGGCACUUUGACACUAACUGAAGCUAAAAUAAAUGCUUCACUUAAAUCGGAUCCUUCAGUAAUUGGAUCGUUGGGUGGCAUACAAGUUAUCGAUAUAACACCAGAAGCUAUAUGCCAUCAAAGGAUUCUAUCUGUUGGACGUGAUCAAACAAUACGUAUACCAAAAGAGAACAGGGAAACAGUCCUAAGCAAUUUGUCAAAUGAGAUCUAUUUAAAGCAAUUGGAUGACGACUAUAAUGGAGAAAUAGAUGCCUUAAGUUUUAAGAGUCAAUGGAACGAUAAAACGGCUUGCAAUGUUGUUGUUCGAGUAGCAUCGGUUUCUUAUACCCAUUGUCCUAGGUUUCUACAAGAUGUUACUGCCUGCAUUACAUACUUCAAACAGAGUUUCGGAGAGUUCGUUACAUCUCUUGGAAACAAGGCAAGUGAUAUAGCCAAAGAAUUUGUUCAGCAAAUAAAAGACCAAACCGGACCAUCUCAGCAGCAACCAAAUCGCCGUGUAAAUACAUUGACUUCUUUAGAUAUCAUAAUAAACAGUCCAGUUAUCAUUUUGCCAACCUCAAGUGGAAGUAGUGAAGUCCUUGUUGCAAAUUUGGGAAAAAUAAGUUGCUCUAAUUAUUAUGUGCAUGAUGACUUAAUGCAUAGCUCCAAUGAUUUUGAUCAAACCUAUGCAAUUGAGAUUAAAAAUAUUAAUUUAUUUUCGCUAAAUAUCGACGAGACCAGCGGCAAUGACUUGCUUAUGCAUACAGCAAAAGGAUAUAACUUUAACAAAAGAGAUGCCAAUCCAAUUCUACACGACACGGCGGUUAAUUUGAAUGUAUGCACCGCAUAUGAUCGCAAAAAUGUCGAUGAGAACAAGUUGCAAAAGAUUUUUGUUAUUGGAAGUAUGGUUGAAACACUAAAGGUUUCUCUUUAUCGAAAACAAUAUGAACAACUUAUCGAGUCAAUUCGAAAUGCUACGAAUUUUUCAACUGAAUUAUCAGAAGACAUUAAAGAGCCCGAACAAAACAGAAGCAGUAAACCAAAUGAGAUAAUUGUUGAUAAGGAGGUCAUUAGCACUACAACUCAAUUCUCAGUGCCUGUAUUUGAAAUACAUUUGCAAAAUGAACAUCAUGACGAUUUGAUAAAUGUCACAUUUAAGGACUUUAAUGUGAAACACGAUGUCGAAGGCAGCGAGAAAAAUGUUGAAAUAACUUUAAAAUCAGUGCUAAUGGAGGAUUUAAAAUCAGACAUGACAUCUCCGUUCAGAAAUAUGGUUACUUCAGUGAAUCUCGAGAAGGGUCUGCAGAAGAAGCAACAUACCUCAUUGUCCUGCCCGGAUUUGCCGCGCUUUUGUCGUAAUGGUAAAACUCCAUCGUCUUCGGUGCCUUCAAAUAUUUAUGAUUAUGUUAAACUGAAAAACUUUGAUGGAGAACUCAAGUCGGUCUUCUGCAAAAAGAAUCAAUUGAGCAAUACAAAAGAUAAUCAAAAUUUGGUUAUCUACAAAUCACAUUCGGGUCGUUCAACCAAAAAGAAUGCACAAUAUAAGUUUGAACAAAAUAGUUCAAUACAUUUUAAUUGUCUCAACCUGGCCAUGUGUGUGGACAGAUGGUAUACAGUCUUUGAUUUCUUUGGUCUUACAUCGGAGAGUGAUGGUAACAACCAAUUGGCGGUGGAGAAAGAACCCAUACCGAAAAGUGUAAUUGAUUUUUACAGUAAACUGAAGGUAUCGAUAAAAUCUUUAAACUUUACGCUAAUACGAAAUGAGUCUCUGCUGUCUAGGCUUAAUGUUUCGAAUGCAUUGUUUGUGAUAACACAAGAAGAUGGUUGUAAAACGACUGAAGGUUGCUUGGGUUCACUUGCGGUCUAUGAUCUAACAAAGUUUGGACAAAUUUAUAAACAAAAGUUUCAAACAAGUGGACCAGAGGCGUUGAAUUUCGUUUAUAAAAAAAAACUUUCCAAUUUAGAAACAUUAAACGUUUUGGAGAGCGAUUCAACGUUACGCAUUAAUAUGGCAUCAGUUCACUAUAUACAUACGAAACGUUUUGUAAUUGAACUACAAAUGUUUGUUAAAGAGUUGCUGCAAUUGCAAACGCCCGUUAUGCGAAAGCUAAAGAAACAAAAUCCUCAUAGCAGUCCUUACUCACAACCAUCGAAAAUCAAACUAUUUAUUCAAGCAGACUCUCCAGUUAUUGUCUUACCAGCAAGUUAUAACAAGGAUGAAGUAUUAAUUGCUAAUUUGGGUCAACUAAAUUUGGUCAAUAACUUUCAUUUUGCAAGUGAUGAGUGUAUAAUAAGUAAGAAGCUCAAGUGUCCAGACGAUAUGGAAAUUUUGGAUGUAAUGCAAAUCGAUUUGGUCAAUAUUAAUCUAUACUCUGGCAAACGAAUCACAACGACGACUGUCCAGAAUGAUAAGACCAAUGAGAAGGACUGGAUUAUUGCAAACAUACAUUUUCAUAAGCAGGGACGUCAAUUGUUUAAGGAAUCUUUCCACCUCAACCUUCAGGUCGAACGUAAUCUCAAUCCGGACUUGAAUCGUGUGUGCCCCGAUAUCAGUAUUAAGGGAACUGUGUCCAAAUUGAAUGGUGUAAUUGAUAUUCAACAGUAUAAACUAGUUCGCACACUUCUUGACAAUAAUAUAGGCGAACGCGUAGAUGAUAUAUAUGUGAAUUAUUCAACAUCCAUUGAGAAACUUUCGACCAUAAAUUUGCUAACCCACAAUGCUGGCCAUCAGACCAUUUUGAAUUUGCUCUCCAUACGGAUACUUUUGGAAGAUGUUUCCCUAUUGUUGGCCUUGAAUACAACACCAAAUGUCGAUCUAGAGCCUUUGGCAUGUAUACACUUUAUAAAAUCCUCACUGGAAAUAGAUAUAUUCAGUGAUGGAUCACAGGACAUUGAUCUCAUAUCGAGUAACAUAAUGAUUGUUGAUGAAAGAAACACCACUGAUGGAUCGAAUGUCUUUCGAAAUAUACUGCAGGCCUCAAAAAAGGAUACACUACCAACGAAUUCAGUGCAAGUGGAAGUGCAUUGCCGGAAAACGCAAAAAUUGUGUAAAUAUACGAUAAUGCUCAACAAUAUGAGAGUGUUUGCUCUCUUAAAUUUCCUGGAACAAUUGAAAAACUAUUUGCAAGGCGACCAAUGGAGCAGCAAUUAUCCAGUCAGCAAUACACCAAUCCAAGUGCCUCAUAAAUCUUCAUCACAGAUAACUAGUGAUAGUCCACUCACAGAGUUUGUUAUCAAUAUAACAGAUUCGGAAAUAAUAUUCGCCGAGCAAUGCAGUCGUAUCGAUUCGAAUGCCAUUAUAUUGAAAAGCACAACGGUCAUUUCAUAUAAGCCGGAGAGUAAUUCCGUACCCUUAUCCAUAGAUAUCAAUCAUUUGGAAAUUUUCUCGUGCACACUCGAUGCCGAGGAUGAAAGCGCCCUUUCCAUAAUCGAUCCAUUCACGCUGAAUAUAGAGCUGCGAAACAAUUGCCUGACAAUACUCAUCCAAAAGCCAUUGAACAUACGUUUAUCGUAUGUGGAUGUUAAAUUGUUUUUAAGAAUGGCCAAGCUAUUUCCAAAUCAGACAACGCAAUCGCCUAACGUCUUAUCGAAAACCAAUUCAGAUCUUGAGAAAAUAGCUCCACUUCUUGCCAUGGGUUUUGAAAUAUCAGAUUGCUGGAAUGCCAUGAAACUGAACAAUUGGAAAAUAAAUGAUGCUGCCCUUUGGCUGUCUCAGCAGAAGCUUGAAACUAAACGAAAUCCGGCAUUGGAUUUGGCGACUGCCGUUGUAGAUGCCAAUUGUAUAUCAGUCUUUAUUAUUGAUGACUGCAUGGAUGCUGAUGUCCCGUUGCUUGAAAUAUCGCUAUCAAAGGUAUUGGUUAAUUAUAAAUUUAAGACAAGGGAAAGAAAAACGGAAGACUAUGAGACGAGCUUUUUCACGGGCGGCAAUAUUGACACCGAAGUGACUGUCAAUUAUUACAAUCGUCGUCUAAGUGGAUGGGAGCCUGUUGUCGAAGUUUGGGAGUGCUCAGUGAAAUGGAAAUUGAUUAAAACUCAGAUUGAUUACAAGAAGAGAUUCGAGAUUUGUGUAAAUAGUAAACAAUUGCUGAAACUGAAUGUAACAUCAACAUUCAUCGAACUGUUUAAUAUGGUUUUGAAGAACUGGACAAUUGAUUUCAAUGAAUGCUCUCUUGAUAAUAAUACAAAGAAUGUCCGAACUCGUACACCGUUUAUUCCCUUUGCUCUACAAAAUCUAACUGGUACACCGCUUCUGUUUAAGCCGAUCUACGCUCAAGUUGAGGAUGUGACGUGUGCGGACUUUCAUCAAAUGGAAUUCAUAAAGAAUUGGUUAUCCGUUCAGCCGAAUGAGACAAAAAUAUUUGAUUUUGUGCAGAAAACCAAAUUACGACACAUUGAUUCACAUCAAUUGAAUUUGCAUCAAAUUCUAGUUCAAAUCCAUGGAUGGACCUUGAUUGGCCCAAUAUCGGUGGAUAAAGUGGGCGUAUUCUUUCGGACUGUCAACUUGGAUCCUUUGUAUACAAAGAAAACCAGAAUAGUAUUUGAUAUAUCGCUAAUUGGAUCGGCGCAAAAGUUAAUCAAGGUGAAAUCAUCAUUGAGCAUAAUCAAUAAAUUGGAUCGAGAGAUAUUUUUAAAGAUGAUAUUGAAUAAGGACCAAUGUGACGGCCUGACCUCCAUCAGUGCAAUCGGAAGUAAUGAUGAGCUAUGUCUUCCUUUGAAGUUCAUUGAUGCAUCACUGUAUAUAGCACACAAUACGGGUGAUAGUAAACGUAAAGUGUUUGCAAGUAAUUACGAGGAGAUCGGUUUUAGCAACAAUGAGAUAAAUUGGAAAACAUGUGAUAAAGAGAAUAUGCAAAAGCUGCAGACUUGCUACGAUGAUAAUAAGAGCACAUUGUACACAUUGAUAAACAUAAACAAGGAAUUGUAUCCCUCCAAAGAGAAUUUACCGGGACACACCAUAACACUCUUACCCCCAUUAAAAUUAAAUAAUAUGCUUUGUUGUGAUAUCGUUUUUAAAAUACAUGAAUUUGCCGCAGGCAGAAUUAAUGCAUCUGAGAGUACCAAUCUCUAUAAUGUCAAUGUAUGUGAGCCGUUUAAUUUAAACAUCACAUUGGAUAAUUUUCAUUUGUCCGGACAAUUGAAGAUUCCCAUGAGCCACAGUGGCAUUGUUGAGCCAAAGUUGAAAUUGAUCGAUACCCAGAAUAGAGAACUCCAUUUGCGCAUAUCCAUUCAGUCGUUUCAAGGCAAAGGAAUGGAAAUUUAUAUAAGUGCCCCAGUUUGGAUCAUAAAUAAAGCUGGCCUGCCGCUCAUUUUCAAACAAGAAGGCACCAACAACAAUGCGGCUGGACAAUUUGAGGAACACGAAACAGCACGACAAGUGGCCCCAUUAAUGUUCUCCUUUUCCGAUCAGGAAGGUUCUCCAGCACUGGAAGUACGCCUGGGCAAAGUUUUUGGUGCCAAUAAUACGUGGUGCAAAAGUUUUAUAAUGCAUAAGACCAUUACGCACAGGGAGCUACGUGCGGAGAAUACAAAAGGAUGCUAUGCCAUAGGCAUAACAGUUCGCAGGGGAAGAGGUUUAUAUGCAUGUACAACCUUUGUGAUAUUAUCUCCCCGCUUUCAACUGUAUAACAAGAGCGGAUAUAAGCUUGAGUUUAUACAACAUUGUGAUAUUAAUGCUCAUGAUUACCCAAGUAUUCGACAUACAAUAUCGGCCCCAAUUGAUUGCAAUUUUGCAUUCCAUUGGCCAAAUUGUGAUAAAGAUCCAGUGAUUUGUGUACGCAUCCCAGAUGUGGACUGUUGUUGCUGGUCCAAGGGCAUACCCAUUAAUUCUGCUCAAAGUUUGUACAUAAAUAUACGAAAUGAAUGGGGCGAAAUGUUCUUUCUACGCUUGGAAGUGAUUUCAAAGGACGCCACGUAUAUACUUUUAUUUACGGAUGCAAGAUGCUUACCACCACCGAUUCGGAUUGAUAAUUGUGCCGAAGUGGCUAUUAAUUUUUCACAAUUGCGCUCGAAGCCAGUGUGGGCGACACCAGUUCGUGCCCAGUCAUCGCUAUCAUAUGUCUUGGAUGAUCCAUUCGGCAGUCAAACGUUGCUUCUUGAAGCACCGGGGGGAAAUAUGAUUGAGUUUCCCAUAAAUAAACCAAAUAUAACAAAAUCAUUGACCUAUUCGAAUUUCAUCUAUAUCGCAUUUCAAGACACCUUCGAUCGUUACGGUGUCAGCGAUAAGAAACCAGAUCACAAACAUAGGCAAUUGGUUUUGGGUGUUCGUAAUCGCAAAGUCGUUAUAGUCGAAAGAAACUCUGGAGAUCGAUCGCAAUUGUGGCUUAUGAACUCCAAUGGACAGUUGGAACAUGAAGGAUCUACACCGCCCAUCCAAUCGAACGAGAGUAAUGCAGUACGUUUUGUCCUGGACUUGGAGAAGCCACCAAAUCCAACAGAAUACACCACUUUAGUGAUACGAACACCAAAUAAGCAAAGAGCAACCACUCAACAAUGGCGAUUUGAAAAUGGUCGCCUAAUGUGUCAUGCAAAUAUGUGUGUUCAGUUUUACGGAAAACGAGGAAUGUCUGCAGAUUGUGAAGCUGUUCUGGGACGCAUCGAAUAUGAUCCUAGUUGUAAUGAAUCAAUACCGAGUCAUCAGCAUAUUGUGGCACAAAAGUUACGUCCUGGUUCUGGCCAGUUGGAGAUUUCAACCAAAAUGGAUGGACCCAUUUGCACUGUGGAGGUGUGUGACAUUAAAAUGAAGCAGAAUUCAAUACAUUUGGCACCCGAUUUGGUCUGGACUCAUGCAUCCAUAAAUAAUCGACAAAUUGCGGAAGAGGGAAAAAUAACACAUUUACAUGAAUAUCAGAUAUUUGUUGAACUUUUAAAAGGUAUUGGAAUUUCAAUAAUUGCUCGCAAACCAUGUGAGGAAAUUAUGUUUAUAAGCCUAGAUCGCAUAUCUUGUGAUAUUAUACAAAAUUCUUUGGAGAAGUCAUUGAACUUAAAUAUAUCGUAUAUACAGAUCGAUAAUCAGCUAUUAGAUGCUGUUAACCAAGUUGCUUUGCACACUUGUAAGCCAAGUGAAGACGAUGCACAAAAAAAUGCAGUCGUUCUUAAAUUGAAAAUGCUACCAAGCCCUAAUAAUUGCGCAAUAAUAUUUAAGUACUUUACAUUGGAUUUAAAACCGUACAUUGCGUGUCUAGAAGAAAAGCUAAUACUAAAAGUUGCUUCAUUUCUUGGCUAUGGCAAACUAAGUGGCCGAAGUUCUGGACUACCUUAUGAUUUUGGCAAUAUUGAUGAAAGGCAUGUUUUGAAAGAUAUGAAGCGAUAUUACUUUGAAAAUAUUAGCAUUGGUUCAACGCAGGUGCGUUUGUCGGCCUUUACUUCAUCCAAGCUUCCCCCAGAAUUGUUGGAGACCAAAAAAUCGUUGGGUCUAAUUUUAAUCAAAUUUGAAGAUGCCCUAAUCGAGCUCGACAGUUUUACGGACAAGUAUCAUUUCGAGACCAUGGAUGUUUACUUGAAGGCAAUGAAAACGCAUUAUGUAAACCAGGUUAAAUGGCAUGCAGCUUCCAUUUUGGGUAGUGUGGAUUUCCUUGGGAACCCACUGGGAUUUGCCAAUGAUCUAUCUGAAGGUGUAUCUGGUUUAAUAUUUGAAGGCUCAGUCAAAAGUCUUGUGAAAAAUGUUGCCCAUGGCAUAUCGAACUCAACGGCAAAGCUUACGGAAACUUUAUCAGAUAGCCUGGGCAAAGUGGUUCUGGAUGAGCAUGACAAUGAAGCGAGACAACGAAUUUUGGAGAUUCAGACAAAUUCAUCUAGUAGCCACCUGGCAGCAGGACUGAAAGGUUUUGGCUUUGGAUUACUUGGCGGAGUUACCAGUAUUGUACGGCACACCUACGAUGGUGCUCAAUCUGAAGGUGUUCCGGGAUUCCUUAGUGGACUUGGAAAAGGAAUUGUUGGCACUGUGACAAAACCAAUUAUCGGGAUGUUGGAUUUGGCGUCAGAGACAGCCAGUGCUGUACGCGAAACCAGUCGGGAUGCACAUAGAAAUUCACCAGGUAGAAAAAGAUUACCCAGAUGUGUAACUGGAGCGCCCGGCGGACUUUUACCCUUGUAUUCCAGUCGUCAAAGUAAAGGACAACAAUACUUGUAUCAUAUAAAUCGUAAACACUUUACCGAAAAGAUAAUAUCAUACGAGCCCAAUCUCUGGAGUGAUCGAGAAGCCCGGUUACGUCUAUUGGUUUCAACCGAGUAUAUACGAAUCUUCUCAUUAUGCGACAACGCCCCCACCAUUAUGUUUGAAUGUCAUUUAGGUGAAAUUCUCUCAUGUCAUCCACUAGUAACGAAUUCGGGAACCACGCCCUCCACAAGUAAAGUAUCCACCAGCUACUAUAUAGAAAUAUCAACAAAUCUUCCGAAAGUCACAAGACCGCGGAUAAGAUGUCGAACUGAGGAAUGUGCUGAAGCUGCAUCUAGAUGUAUAAACUACGCUAAAAGUGUAUUCGAUGAACGUGAACACACUGUUUUGUAAUAUACCAAAAAUUAUAAUAAAUAUAUACAUGUAUAUUUUUGUAA